AUGACCAUGAGUGCCGCUUCCAUUGAACAAGAGCCGUCACGCAAGCUGGCCUGCUGUGGAGUUCCCCUGAUUACGGAGGACAUGCAGUCCCUGGCUAUCCGCACACUUUCUGGCACGGACAUCAACAAGCACUACGACCUCAUCCGUGAGCUGGGGAAGGGAACCUACGGGAAGGUAGAUCUGGUCUCCCAUAAGAGCACGGGCACCAAGAUGGCUCUGAAAUUUGUCAACAAGAACAAGACCAAACUGAAGAAUUUCUUGAGGGAGUUCAGCAUUACCAAUACUUUAUCUUCAAGCCCUUUCAUCAUCAAAGUUUUUGAUGUCGUCUUUGAGACUGAGGACUGCUAUGUUUUUGCCCAGGAAUACGCCCCUGGAGGAGACCUUUUCGACAUCAUUCCUCCACAGGUGGGGCUUCCAGAGGACAUGGUGAAGCGCUGUGUGCAACAGCUGGGCCUGGCGCUGGACUACAUGCACAGCAAAAACUUGGUGCACCGGGACAUCAAGCCGGAAAAUGUCCUCCUGUUUGACCGUGACUGCCGGCGCGUCAAGCUGGCUGACUUUGGCAUGACGCGCAAGGUAGGGUGCCGGGUGAAGCGCAUCAGCGGCACCAUCCCGUACACAGCGCCAGAGGUGUGCCAGGCGGGCCGGGCUGAGGGUUUCACUGUGGACGCCAGCAUCGACGUGUGGGCUUUCGGGGUGCUGAUCUUUUGCGUGCUGACGGGCAACUUCCCCUGGGAAGCGGCCACGGCAUCAGAUUCUUUCUUUGAGGAGUUUGUAAGGUGGCAAAAGGGACGCCUGGCGGGCCUCCCCUCCCAGUGGCGCCGCUUCACGGACAACGCGCUGCGGAUGUUCCAGCGCUUGUUGGCCCUCGACCCGGAAAAGCGCUGCCCGGUGAAGGAGCUCUUUCUCUUCAUCAAGUACGACCUGAUGUCCGAGAUGCGCCGGCGGCCCUCCUAUCGCUCCCGCAAGCACACCGGGGACAAGCUCUCGGCCGGUCCUCACCGCCACGAGACGCCCAGUGGUUGCACCCCAACCCCGCUCAAGAGGACCAUCCUGACGGAGGGCAGCGUCUCCCGGCUUGCUGCUUCGGAGCCCGGUCUCCCUUCCCCUGGGGGAGGAAACAGAACUGAUGGCCGGGCAGACAAGGGGAAAGGCCAGAUGGUUUUGGCCACAGCCAUUGAGAUCUGCGUCUGAGGAGGGCGUGGCACGUGAGCCAAGCAUUCCGAUAUCAGCACCGCGCCUUCUUCUGCCCUGGGAUAGGCGGGGUGGAGAAGGAAUCUUUUUUUAAGAGACUGGGAUCUCUGUCUUUCAGAACAAAAAGCAAACAAUACAACAGGAAACCAAGUGGGGG
Molecule: messenger RNA, 1351 nt
Organism: Python bivittatus (Burmese python)
Lineage: Eukaryota; Metazoa; Chordata; Lepidosauria; Squamata; Pythonidae
Source: RefSeq, a predicted model, not a curated record